Trichophyton rubrum CBS 118892 is the source of this 675-nucleotide messenger RNA. RefSeq lists its product as uncharacterized. The record is from RefSeq and is a predicted model, not a curated record. Gene Ontology annotation, cellular component: SNARE complex; endomembrane system. Gene Ontology annotation, biological process: intracellular protein transport; vesicle fusion. NCBI's taxonomy places the organism in Eukaryota, Fungi, Ascomycota, Eurotiomycetes, Onygenales, Arthrodermataceae. The transcript has a single exon. Gene Ontology annotation, molecular function: SNAP receptor activity; SNARE binding. The coding region runs from base 1 to 675 and encodes 224 amino acids.
AUGCGUAAGUUCGACCACUCUAUUGAGAGACAAUAUUUAACUAAUGUUACGAUUGGUAGAUCAUCAAAUGACUUCAAAGAGCAAACUAGCUCCCUACGAACCCAGUACGAGGACCUCUCACGUCAAUUCCAUGGCGACAAUGCACCCUCCCUAUCCACCCAACCAAACUAUGAAGAUCUGGCCCAAGACUUCAUUCGUGCAAGCAGCACUCCGUCCAUCCUCAAGCAUCCUACACCACAACACCCGGUCUCAAAGUCUGUUCGUUUCACGGACACUUUAACCGCUAGUGCUGAAGAGCAUGACCCCAACCGCGAUGCCCUGCUUAGACCAUAUUCUGACUCCCCACAGCCUAGCUUCGACCCUUCAGAAGCUACAAACCAGGAAAUUCAUGAUUAUCACAGCCAGGUCAUGCAGGAACAAGAUGACCACUUGGACCGUCUGGGUGAGUCAAUUGGGCGCCAGCACCAGCUGAGUAUCCAGAUUGGAGAUGAGCUGGAAGGGCAAGUUGCCCUUCUGGAUGACAUGGACGGCCAUGUUGAAAGACACCAAGGCCGGUUGGAUGGAGCAAGAAGAAGCCUCGGGCGAUUUAGAGAAAAGUCAAAGGGAAGCAAGGGUAUGAUGACCAUCAUUGGACUGAUCAUCGUACUGGUGAUUUUGAUCGUGAUUCUCAAGUGA